Ctenopharyngodon idella (grass carp) is the source of this 1625-nucleotide messenger RNA. Its product is annotated as gastrula zinc finger protein XlCGF57.1-like. The transcript has 2 exons. Lineage: Eukaryota; Metazoa; Chordata; Actinopteri; Cypriniformes; Xenocyprididae. The record is from RefSeq and is a predicted model, not a curated record. Gene Ontology annotation, molecular function: DNA-binding transcription factor activity; RNA polymerase II cis-regulatory region sequence-specific DNA binding. Bases 577 to 1479 code for a protein of 300 amino acids. Gene Ontology annotation, biological process: regulation of transcription by RNA polymerase II.
CUGAACUACUGAACUAGAGCUGAUUGAGACGCACCCAGAGAUUUAGUUUGGAUUUAUUUUUCUCUCUGUUAAUUAUUCUCAUCUUAAACACAGAGGAAAAACUCCUGGUGAAGUGACUGAGAUACUCGUGACAAACUAUUAUAAUUACGGCAUUUAUUAAAGAGGAGAGUGAAGACAUAAAGAUGGAGUUUAUUAAAGAGGAGAGUGAAGACAUGAAGAUUGAAGAAACAUUUAGAGUGAAACAAGAAGAAACUGAGGAACAAACAAAGAUGGCGUUUAUUAAAGAGGAGAGUGAAGACAUAAAGAUUGAAGAAACAUUCAGUAUGAAACAAGAAGAAACUGAGGAACAAACAGACCUGAUGGCACUAAAAGAGGAGACUGAAGUAAAUGAAAUGGAAGAGAAAGAUCAAUAUACGAAUCAUAAUGAUUUCAUAACUGCAGAAAAAUCUUUUAGUUGCUCACAGGCCUGAAAAGACUUCCUCACGAAAAAGAGCUCAAAAUGCAGGGACUAGAAGUCACUUCAUCUGCCAACAUUGUGGAAAGAGUUUCAAUAGAAAAGUAAACCUUAAAGCCCACAUGAGAAUUCACACUAGAGAGAGACCUUUCAUCUGUCAACAGUGUGGAAAGAGUUUCAAUAGAAAAGGAAACCUUAAAGACCACAUGAGAGUUCACACUGGAGAGAGCCCUUUCAUCUGCCAACAGUGUGGAAUAAGUUUCACUCAAAAAGGAAGCCUUAACAGGCACAUAAGAAUUCACACUGGAGAGAAACGCUACACAUGCCAUCAGUGUGGAAAGCGUUUCAAUCAGAUAGGACGCUUUGAAGACCAUUUAAGAAUUCACAGUGGAGAGAAGCCUUUCGCUUGCAAACAGUGUGGAAACAGAUUCACUCUCAAAGAAAGCCUUAAUAGACACAUGAAAAUUCACGACGGAGAGAAGUCUUUCACAUGCUCUCAGUGUGGAAAGACUUUUGAUCAACAUGGAAAACUUCAAGUCCACAUGAGAAUCCAUAAUGGAGAGAAACCCUACACAUGCCCUCAGUGUGGAAAGAGUUUCAAUCAAAUAAGACACUUUGAAGACCACAUAAGAAUUCACAGUGGAGAGAAGCCUUUCACCUGCAAACAAUGUGGGAAAAAUUUCAACCAAAAAAGAAACCUAUAUAGGCACAUGAGAACUCACACUGGAGAGAAACCAUAUACAUACUCUCAGUGUGGAGAGACUAUCAUUCAAAACAGGAACCUUAAAGUCCACAAGAGAGUUUACUCUGGAGAGAGCCCUUUCACUUGCCAACAGUGUGGAAACGGAUUCACUCGCAAAGGAAGCCUUAAUAGACACAUGGCAAUUCACAGUGGAGAGAGUCCUUUCACCUGCAAGCAAUGUGGGAAGGGUUUCAACCAAAAAAGAAACCUAUACAGGCACAUGAGAACUCACAAUGGAGAGAAGCCUUAUACAUACCAUCAGUAUGGAAAGACUAUAGUUUAAAAUGGGAACCUUAAAGUCCACAAGAGAGUUUACACUGGAGAGAGCCCUUUCACCUGCCAACAGUGUGGAAACGGAUUCACUCAAAAAGGAAGCAUUACCAGGCACAUGAGAAUUCACAAUGGAGAGAAGCUUUUCACAUGCCCUCA